This is a messenger RNA of Hemibagrus wyckioides, 550 nucleotides long. Its product is annotated as ATPase inhibitor B, mitochondrial-like. Lineage: Eukaryota; Metazoa; Chordata; Actinopteri; Siluriformes; Bagridae. Gene Ontology annotation, molecular function: ATPase inhibitor activity. The transcript is spliced from 3 exons. Gene Ontology annotation, cellular component: mitochondrion. The record is from RefSeq and is a predicted model, not a curated record. Bases 91 to 414 code for a protein of 107 amino acids. Gene Ontology annotation, biological process: negative regulation of ATP-dependent activity.
GGUUCCUCCCAGUUUGUGUACAGUCUCGCACACGCACACGCGCACACACGAGCACGGGCACGAGCGUGGACUUGUCAAGGCAGAUUUAUAAUGUGGAGAUUUUUCAAGCCGAGCCUGAGGAACAUCUUUACCACACACACCAGGAUGUCGUCUGAACAGCUGGGAGAGCUGGGGAAAGGUGCAGGAAAGGGAGGAGGAGGAGGCGGUGCAGUCAGGGAGGCAGGAGGAGCGUUUGGAAAGAGGCAGGCUGCAGAGGAAGAGAUGUACUUCAAGAAAAAGGAGCGGGAACAGAUAGCUGCUCUGAGACAACAUCAUCAUGAAGAAAUCAGUCACCACCAGAAGGAGAUCGAACGUAUUCAAGAUGAAAUCAGCCGCCACGAGGGCAAAAUUCGCCAGCUACAAAAGCAUAACUGAGAAUAGUGCAGAUUAAUAACAUUAAGCACUCUUUGCCAAAACUAACAGUGUUGCAAUUUUGUUGGCUUUUUGUAAGCUUUAUUAGUUAUGCAUGAUUGUUAAAGCAGAAUAAAAUAAUGAAACUGGUUAACCAAAA